This is a messenger RNA of Solanum verrucosum, 1013 nucleotides long. RefSeq names its product ethylene-responsive transcription factor ERF027-like. Gene Ontology annotation, biological process: regulation of DNA-templated transcription. Gene Ontology annotation, molecular function: DNA binding; DNA-binding transcription factor activity. Lineage: Eukaryota; Viridiplantae; Streptophyta; Magnoliopsida; Solanales; Solanaceae. Bases 311 to 919 code for a protein of 202 amino acids. The record is from RefSeq and is a predicted model, not a curated record. The transcript has 2 exons.
AUAUAUUGUCAGUGUAUAUAAAUUACAAUUCUAUAUAUAGACAUAUCAACACAUACAUAUAUAUACUCGAUCCUUCACAUAAUCACGUCUAGCCAAUGAUCAAAAGCAAAUUCAAAAUUUGAAUUUUAUGAGUUCUGGUGAUCCCUUAUUUGCUAUCGAACCUACAAUCCAUUUAUGCAAGUUACUGAGUUCAACACAUACACAAAGUCUGAACCAAAGUUACAGAAAUCAACUCAAUACCAACUAUCACUAAUACACAUAUGAUCAAGUACAUUACGUUGUCAGGAUAUAUAAGUUAAAUUUUAUAUACAUGACUGACGCUUCACAUGCUACGAAGUCAAGAACAAAUACCAAACAUCCUAUAUACCGUGGUAUACGAUGUAGAAGUGGGAAAUGGGUGUGUGAAAUUAGAGAGCCACGUAAGACAACAAGAAUAUGGUUAGGUACUUACCCUACACCACAAAUGGCUGCUGCUGCCUAUGAUGUUGCUGUCUUAGCUCUUAAGGGAACUCAAAAUGUUGUACUCAAUUUUCCUCAUCUUGUUGAUUCAUAUCCAAAGCUCCCUCCCUCACCAUCUCCGGCCGAUAUACAACGUGCCGCGGCCACCGCGGCUGAGGCAAUGGCCUCGCUAGGCGACGAUGAUGAUCGGUCGUUGGAAAGUAGGGAUGGAGCUAUAUGUAACGAAAGGGGUUCAACUGAAUUUCCUUCAUCGUCAGGAAAUUAUGAUAUGCAAAUAGGGAAUACACAAACGACGGCGGGUGAGGAGGAAUACGUUGAUGAGGAAGCAUUGUUUGAAUUUCCAAGUUUGCUUGUGAAUAUGGCUGAAGCAAUGAUGCUAAGUCCCCCAAGAAUAAACUCGUUUCCAUCGGAAGAUUAUUCAUCAGGAGACUUUGAUGCUGAAAGUCUUUGGAGCUAUUAACGACUAACGAACAGAGACGAAUUUAAAAUUUAGAGUUAGUGAAUAAUAAUUUCGUUUGUAGGCACAAGUUAGUAAUAUAUAUGUAUAAUAAUUC